This is a messenger RNA of Nicotiana attenuata, 1143 nucleotides long. Its product is annotated as putative pectinesterase/pectinesterase inhibitor 26. The record is from RefSeq and is a predicted model, not a curated record. The coding region runs from base 123 to 854 and encodes 243 amino acids. The transcript is spliced from 2 exons. Lineage: Eukaryota; Viridiplantae; Streptophyta; Magnoliopsida; Solanales; Solanaceae. Gene Ontology annotation, molecular function: enzyme inhibitor activity.
CGUGCUUACAGUUAACAUUUGCCCGCAGAGUAUACCUACCCAAAUUCUUAUCCAAAGUCCUCAAACCGUGUCUUACAACUUUUCUUCCCUCUUUGCUCAAUUCUCUUUUCCCUUUCAUUUCUAUGGAAUCUCUGAACUUAGUCAAAGGCUAUGGCAAAAUUAACCUUUCAGAAGAUCCAGCUUCUUCUUUGUCUACUCGCAGAGCCGCCCACAAGCGCCGCCUCGCCAUCGCCCUCACCCUCACCCUCUUCCUAACUCUACUCAUCUGCGCAUUGGUCGGCGCGUUUAUCCACGCGUCCAACUCCAAAGACCGCACACCUUCUGUAUCAUCCAACUCGGCCGAUUCGCUCAAAGCCGUGUGCGCAGUGACUCAGCAUCCCGAGUCAUGCUUUGAUUCCAUAUCUUCCCUCCACAGCAGCCCACAAAAACCCGACCCGGAACAAUUCCUGAAUCUUUCCCUUCAAGCAACAAUUAGAGAAUUAACCAACGUUUCUUCGCUCCCGAAAUCGCUGAUCUCGAAAGUCAAUGACCCGGGAACAGUAUCGGCGUUGAAGGACUGCGUCAGCUUGUUCGAUGACGCGCUGAGUCAACUCAACCAGUCGGCCGAGUUGCUCCAAGUGGGUCCCGGUGAGAAGGCUUUGACGGAUAAGAAGGUGAAGGAUAUGCAAACAUGGAUCAGCGCUUCAAUGACUGAUCAGGACACGUGUUUGGAGGGACUGGAUGAAAUGGGAUCGCCCUUGGUUGGGGAAGUGAAAGCGCGGGUGCAGAAUGCUAAAGAGUACAUGAGCAACACCUUAGCAAUUCUCAGUAAUAUGCCUAGCCUUCUUCAAAAGUUUGGUAUCACUUUGCAUUGAGACUUCAAGCUGUUACUGGUAUGAAUUCAUAAAUCCUUUCACUUCGAUCAAGAUCAACUCCUUUUAUGUCCCAGGAAAAAGCUAAAAAUUAAAGCUUACUAAGGGGUCGUUUGGGUUGAAGACAAUUUAUGCUGGGUUUAAUUAUGCUGAGAUUAGUUAUAUUGAGAUUAAUUAUGAUGGGAUUAGUUAUCAUGUUAUUAUUUCUUAUUGAUUAUUUGGUAUGUUGUAUUAAUUCUGGGAUUGUCAAUUUUACUGUUUUAUCCUUGGAUUACUAUUCCAUCUUCUGACA